AUGCCGCGCGAAGAUCAAAAAGUCUAUGUUGGCAAUUUGCCAGGCGAUGUUCGCGAGAAAGAAGUAGAGGACAUCUUCCACAAGUACGGACGUAUUAAGUACGUAGACAUCAAGUCCGGACGCGGUCCUGCCUUCGCUUUCGUCGAGUUUGAAGACCACAGGUGAGUAAACCUUUAAGUGUUUUGAUAAUAUUCAACAUUUCUUGCAGAGAUGCUGAGGACGCAGUUCGUGCUCGCGAUGGUUACGAGUUUGACGGACGUCGUAUUCGUGUCGAAUUCACUCGUGGAGUCGGACCUCGUGGACCGGGUGGUCGUCCGCUCAAUCAAGGAGGACAUGGCGACUAUCAUGGUGGAAGUGGAGGUGGUGGCCGCGGUGGAGGAGGACGCGGGGGACCACAAAGAAGAACGGGAUACCGCGUCAUCGUUGAGGGUCUUCCACCAACUGGAUCGUGGCAAGAUUUGAAGGAUCAUAUGCGUGAGGCCGGAGAUGUCUGCUACGCUGAUGUCGCUAGGGACGGAACCGGAGUCGUUGAGUUUACUCGCCACGAGGACGUCAAGUACGCUGUUCGCAAGCUGGACGACACCAAAUUUAGAUCUCAUGAGGUAAGUUCAUGAGUCCAUUGCAACUAAUUCUACGUUUUGUUUUUACAGGGAGAGACCGCCUACAUUCGUGUUCGCGAAGACACAUCCUCUGGAUCGGGAGGAGGCAGCGGUGGUGGAGGAAGAGACCGCAGCCGCUCUCGUUCCCCGAGAGGCGAGCGUCGUGCUUCGCCGAAGUACUCGCCACGUCGUUCGCGUUCCCGCUCUCGCAGCCGUUCUCGUUCGCGCUCUCGCUCGGCUAGUCGCAGCCCAUCUCGUUCCCCGUCUCCGCAGUAA
Caenorhabditis sp. 36 PRJEB53466 is the source of this 875-nucleotide messenger RNA. The record is from the annotation of a GenBank genome assembly. NCBI's taxonomy places the organism in Eukaryota, Metazoa, Nematoda, Chromadorea, Rhabditida, Rhabditidae.